Coccinella septempunctata (seven-spotted ladybird) is the source of this 3250-nucleotide messenger RNA. RefSeq lists its product as uncharacterized. Lineage: Eukaryota; Metazoa; Arthropoda; Insecta; Coleoptera; Coccinellidae. The coding region runs from base 378 to 2504 and encodes 708 amino acids. The transcript is spliced from 9 exons. The record is from RefSeq and is a predicted model, not a curated record.
GAUCAGAUGUGUAUGCACAACAUACGUCAAAAGAUUGUUUGCGAAGCUAGUGUCUGUUUUGCUGCUUGGUGGUCGCAGCUGUCAAACUGAUUCAACAAUUUUUUUUAUAUAAUUAGAGUAUUAUAUGAAUUUCCGAUUUGUGUGUUUCUAUUAGUGCGGCUUUUGUAGUGUAACUGAGGGUGUGUUAAUCUUGUGAUUUGUGGUAAUUUUUGUGGUAACCUGCUUUUUAUGCGGGAAUAAUUCAGGGAGAUUCGCCAUGCGAUGCGCCUAGUUCCUAUCUGCGAGCGUACCCGGAUAGUCGCGCAACCAGUUGCCCGACCGUCGGACGCGUCGGUCGCCGCGUUAUGCCCUGAACGGCGCCUGCGCCGCAGCGUUGCAUGACAAACGGACGAAACGCCGCCAUCGUGGGCAUGGCGUCCUUCAUGACGAAGAAGAAGAAGUACAAGUUCCAGGUGGACAUCUGCCUCGAGGAGCUGCUCGAGGUUCCCUUCAUAUCGGCCGUAUUGUUCGCGAAGCUGCGCCUGCUCGACGGUGGCAGUUUCCAGGAUCACAGUAGCAGAGAAGAAGUCAAGGACCACAAGGUCAGCUGGGGCGCCAAGUUCUCGUUCCCCUGCAAGAUGUUGGCGAACGCCUCUACCGGCGUACUUGAGCGUUGCGUCUUGCGCAUUUCCAUACGGAAGGAGAGCAAAGGGGGAAGAUCCUUCAAUAAGCUAGGCUUCGUCGAUCUGAACCUCGCCGAGUACGCAGGCGCCGGCAUCACCUACAAGAAGGCGCUGCUGGUUGGCUACGACGCCAGACAUCGGCAGGACAACAGCAUGUUGAAGUUCUCCAUCGCCAUGAACAUGCUGUCCGGAGACGUCCUUUUCAAAGUUCCUUCCCCGUCUCUGAGGCCCAAGUCGGCGGCAGCAGAAGAACCACCUCAAGAGCAACGCACAGAAGAUUAUUCGGGGGGAUCUCACGGGGGAUCCAUUGCCAGCGGAAGUUCCGGCUUUGGAAGCUUGCCAAAGAAACGACCAGCGCUGUUGUCUUCAGAGCUGGUUAUUGGUCAGACCUUGUCCGAGAAUAAUAUUCCCGUAACCGUGGCUUCAGACUGCAGCGAGCCCAUCCAAAUACCCGUCGACCACGAGGAGAUACCUCUGGGAGAGCCCGGACAUUCCAGAAACUCCUCGAACACCAGCCAACUGUCGAAAGCCUCUGGAUACAGCAGUAUUCAUUCUCACUCCCACAGUCGACAGUCCAGCUCUGGAGACUCCGGACACAUCAGGAAUCUCCAUUCGUCCCUAAGGAUAGCGUCUUUCUAUAAAUCAGCCUUGAACUCCUCCAAAUUCACCAGAACCCAAAGUAUCCCCACCAGAAUCUCCUCCAGCUAUCCCCACCCACCCGGCGCCGUUCCUAACGGUCCUGAACCCUCCCAGGACGCCGGCAAGACGAGCAAAGUUCCCUCCAUAGAACUGAACCCGGACGAGUCGAUAUACUCGACCCCCAAGGGUUCCCUGAAUAAGCAGACGAGUAACAUGAGCAGCUCGAGCAACGAGGAGUACAAGACCCCGGAGGGGGGUCUGGACAACAGGGACGUCUUCUCGCAGAACUUCAACGAGUUGCAGAAGUCGUUCUCGACGACCGCGGUCGAGUUUCAGAGGAUGAAACACAAGGAGUUCGUAUCGACGAAGAACGCGUUGAAUUCGAAGGCGCCAGAGGGUGGCGGCGAUGCGCACGCGGUGAUGCGUUCCAAGAGCGACUACGCUCUCAGUCCCAUCACCUCGAAGUCCACCUGGUGGGCCAAUAGGAUCCCGGAGAGCCUUUACGCGUUCUUGACUCCGAGUCCGAAGAGGAAAAAUAUGAUUUACUCGACGCCGACCAGGCCGGUCACCGUUUCCAACCCCUUCAAGAUUUCCCCCGUCCCCCUGACCAAACAACCCUUCCAUACCAUAUCCUUGAAUUCCCUGCAGAAUGGAGCUGCUUCUUCUGGGGAAGCCGGUGGUCAACGGCUUGGUGUCCAGUCAGUGAAGAGGCAGCACCGUAAGUUGCUAGAUGGCGGCAGUGCAGGGGGUAAGCUAGCACCUGUGGCUAUAAGUCCGGACGAGGCUAUAGCCCCAGCCCCUCCGUCACAGAACGAAUGCGCAGCACAAAACUGUCAGGUCACAGUGCGUCGUCCUAGUGUCACUACGAACCCAAGUUCCAGCAGCUUAGCCCUAUCGGAAACCGGAUCCUUGGACAGGGCUAAGGCUGCGUUCGAGAGACGAAAGAAGAACCAGCUUCUGGACUCGGACGCUGUACCGGUGGCUGGCAGGGUCGAAAAUACCAGAGUAAACCCUGACCACCUCAUCGAGGACCUCCUCAAGAACACGAAUCUCGAACCAGCGGACGACGAAGCCGAAACUUCUGGACUCCAGUUAUUCAUAGCCAAAGACGGAACUGCUGCUUUAGGUAAUCACGAGGUGAAGUCACAAAUGUCAACCGGCGUACAACUAUUCAAACAAGUUGUCAUGGACGACAACAGGUAGCCUAUAUAGAAUCUAUUUUUCUAUGUGUAAUUUCUAAUGUGGAAUACAUGGUGGAUGAAUGUUCAGAUCUGUCCCGGAAUAUCGGUUAUCGUUACCAUUUUACGCUUUGUUAUCAACUCUUAUACGUACUUUUUUUCAAACUAUUAAUUAUUUUUCAUUAUGACGAUUUAAAUGUUUCAUGUUAAAAUAUUUUCGACAAUACAUAAUUGACCCCUAAGACACUCCAAAAUCCUAUUUAAUUUAUUUUAUCUUGGGACAUGAUUGUUGUAGAUAGACAUUUUCUGUCAAACUCAUCCACAUAUAUCCAUACCUUGGAGAAAAAGAGAGAAUUUCGCUGGAAGAAAUAUCGUUGUAUAUUUCUAUUCGAGCCCAAAUCAUUUCUCUUUUCUUGAUGUACAAAGAGUUUUGUUUGAGAUUAUCACUAUGUACAGUAUUAAAUAUUGAUUUGAGAUUUUAGGAUAUACAUUUCGUUGUUAUAGAAGGCUUUUCAAAAAAGGAUAUAGAUUCGUUGUUCGACUAUCGAGAAUUUUGCAAAUCCAGUUGUUGAGUAACUAGUGGAAUAAAACAUCACGAAAGGUUAUGUGAUGCUUAUAUCGAGCGACAAUAUUAUUUAUUGUAAAUUAUUCUCUCUUGUAUUAUAUUGUGUAUUAUUUUAAUGGUUUUUAACGUAUGUAAUAUCAUGCUAUUUGUCUUAAGUUAUACAUUGUAUAUAUGGUUAAAAGAGAAAUAAAAUUUAGGUUCAACGA